Messenger RNA from Glossina fuscipes, 1910 nucleotides. RefSeq lists its product as uncharacterized. NCBI's taxonomy places the organism in Eukaryota, Metazoa, Arthropoda, Insecta, Diptera, Glossinidae. The record is from RefSeq and is a predicted model, not a curated record. The coding region runs from base 1 to 1656 and encodes 551 amino acids. The transcript is spliced from 8 exons.
AUGCGUACAUCUUUCUUCAAAUUUCGAUUUAUCCUUUCGCUUAUAUCGUAUAUCAAUUUGGUGAAUUCGUUACCGAUCAAGAAGCCAUUGCAAGUACCAUUAACUUCAAAUUAUAUACGUGCGAUUGCGGCGUACAAAAAAUUGGAACCAUAUCUAUCGCAACAUGAACUGAGAACCAUUACUAUCUUAGGUAUAGUGAAUGGCAUUAAAGAUGUUGAAAAGCAAAUGGAAAAGCAUUUAAUAAAUCAACUAAAUGAUUUCCUUUCAAAUACGGACAUGAGUGAUAGGCAAAUUGUUUUGCCUAGAAUUGAAAAAAUUGAACAACAAUUGCAAAGAGAUCGAAAUGCUUUGGAAAUACUCGUUAACUCAAUGGAUUUGGCUAUGAAGAAUAAACAUGUAAAAACAUAUAAAAAAGAGUUACAUGACAUGUUAAGAUCGGUGAGACGUGAGAAUCGUACUUUUAAUGAAAAUAUUGAAAUAUCGGAUUUAAUAGGAAACUUAAGGACAAAUAUAUUAAAGCAAAUCGAUAUGAUGAAAAAUGUGGUAGAUACGAAAGUUAAUCGUACAGUGGACUAUUUGAUAAAAAAUGCUAAUAUAAAUGAUAUAAUUGCCAGAGCUGGUAAAUUGCAGAUAAAAAAGCGAAAUACGGAGAUUGACGAACCGGCACGGAUUGAAAUGAUUAAAAUGAUAUCAUCAGAGGACGAUGUUCGCAAAAAUUUGAUAGAUAUCACAGACGACGAAAAGGCCAAUCACAAUGCGAAUUAUAAAAGAGCUGAAGAUUUUUACGAUAAUUACCAAACAGCUGCCAAUAAUGUUAUUAAAACUAGUCGUCGCAGUAAUCGUAAAAACAACGUUAAUCCUAAUGCCCCAAUCGAAUUAGUGAAUGCAGGCACAAAUGACACAAACAUCAUUGAUGCUAAUAAUACAACGCAUGCUAAGCAAGAGAUUGCCGAUUCCGGUGAGCUGGAUGAUGAUGACUUUGAUAUAGGCGAAGGGGAACCAGCUGCUGGUGGUGGCAUAGUGGGCCUUAUAAGCAGUUUAAGUGGAGGUGAAGGUGGUUCAGAUAUUGGCGCAUUAAUUGGUGCUCUUACUGGCGUUAUUUCUAAUAUAUUUGGUCCGGGCGGUUUGGAUAUUGAGUCGUUAAUUAGCACGGCAACCGCUUUAAUUUCUGGCUUAUUGGCUGGUAAUAAAAAUUUUGGUACGGUUUUGGGUGAAUAUGUUGGGACUGCUUUUGAUGGUCUCUCGGGUGGUGGAGGAGCGAUAAAUAAUGGACAAUUUGUAGGCAAUUUUCUGGGAACUGUUGUUGCUUCUUUAAGUGCAGAUCCUGAGGAAGACGAUGUACCGCCGAGACCUUUUAUAUUUUUAAAAAAUCUUAUUUCAAGUUUUAUAGAAGCGAAAAAUCGUAAAGAAUCCGAUGAAGACGAUUCGGAGGAACGCAAAGAUACCCGUAAAGAAGAUAAUAAAGAUCAAUGGAAAGGUGGCUCAGAUUCGGCAGCAUUUAUUAAGCAUAUUGUCGCUCAUUUGGUAAGCGGUGUGGUAAGCAUAAUAUUGAAUGCUUCAGUGGGUGCAUCAGGUGGUGCUUCGCAAGCUUCACAAUCAAUAUUUACGGGCUCAUCCGGACAUAAACCAGCAGCAGUUGAUGGUAAUGGAUGGUAGUCAUGUUUAUACAAAUAAUUCUAUAUAUAUACAAAUGAUUUUAAAGAAUUUAUUUUAUAAAUUUCGUUUAAAUUCUAUUGAUUAUUGAAAAACCACCAAAGCAUUUAGAAUGCAAUGAAUUUGUCUUAAUGAUAACAAAGAAAGCAAUUAUGCAAUACUUGACUUAAACCGUAUAUUUUAAAGGUUACCAUAACUUGUUUCUAUUGGUUUUAAAUAAAUGCAUUUUCAAAUUAAAGGAAAAAUAUUUCACCAAA